This is a messenger RNA of Stegastes partitus (bicolor damselfish), 4069 nucleotides long. It is a transcript of the gene ttbk2a, whose product is annotated as tau tubulin kinase 2a. The coding region runs from base 155 to 3874 and encodes 1239 amino acids. Gene Ontology annotation, biological process: protein phosphorylation. NCBI's taxonomy places the organism in Eukaryota, Metazoa, Chordata, Actinopteri, Pomacentridae. The transcript has 16 exons. The record is from RefSeq and is a predicted model, not a curated record. Gene Ontology annotation, molecular function: protein kinase activity; ATP binding.
GUAGAGGAUUUUUUUUUUUCUAACCACACCCGGCUCUUCUCUGGAUCGAGGAUCGGCAAGCACAGACCAGAGGGUUCUCCAUCAGCUCCCAGAUGCCCGGCCCAGUGUGAGGCUGCCGGUCGAGGGGGGGAAGACGUGAGGACAGACAGACGGGAUGAGCGGGGGAGCAGAGCAAGCUGACAUCCUAAGCGUGCUCUCCCUGGUCAAGGAACGAUGGAAAGUGGUGAAGAAGAUCGGGGGUGGUGGGUUUGGGGAGAUCUACGAGGCGCUGGACCUGUUGACGCGGGUCAGCGUGGCGCUGAAGGUGGAGUCGGCCCAGCAGCCCAAACAGGUGCUGAAGAUGGAGGUCGCCGUGCUCAAGAAGCUCCAAGGUAAAGACCACGUGUGUCGCUUCGUGGGAUGCGGCCGCAACGACCGCUUCAACUACGUGGUGAUGGAGCUUCAGGGUCGUAACCUGGCCGACUUGAGGAGGAGUAUGACUCGGGGAACCUUCAGCAUCAGCACCACCCUGCGUCUGGGCCGCCAGAUCCUGGAGGCCAUAGAGAGCAUCCACUCUGUCGGCUUCCUGCAUCGUGACAUCAAACCGUCCAACUUCGCCAUGGGUCGCUUCCCCAGUACCUGUCGAACCUGCUACAUGCUGGACUUCGGUUUGGCUCGCCAGUUCACCAACUCUUGCCAGGAAGUCCGACCUCCCCGUCCAGUGGCUGGUUUCAGAGGGACGGUCCGCUACGCAUCCGUCAAUGCACACAAGAAUAAGGAAAUGGGUCGUCACGAUGACCUGUGGUCUCUCUUCUACAUGCUGGUGGAGUUUCUGGUCGGCCAGCUGCCGUGGAGGAAGAUCAAGGACAAAGAACAUGUUGGGAAGCUGAAGGAGACAUACGACCAUCGUCUGAUGCUCAAACACCUGCCGGCAGAGUUCGGUGUCUUCUUAGAACACAUCUCCAGCCUCGACUACUUCACCAAGCCUGACUACCAGCUGCUGAUGUCAGUGUUUGACAACAGCAUGAAAACCUACAAUGUUGUGGAGAAUGACCCCUACGACUGGGAGCGGACCAGCACAGAUGGCACCCUGACGAUCAGUGCCAGUGCCACGACGCCGCAACACCACACCCGCCUCACUCCGGCACACAUGGGCAUGGCGAACGCCUCCCUGAUCCCUGGCGACCUGCUGAGGGAGAAUACGGACGAGGUUCUGCAGGACGAACAGCUCAGCGAUGUGGAGAACAACCCUGCUCCCGAGCGCCUGCCGGGUUCUCCCCUCCACCCACACCGCAACCAGGAGGCUGACGUCUGGGAGGAGCUGGAUCGCAACCGUAACCGCAUCAGGACGGCAGUCUGGAAGGCGGCAACGGAGGAGGAACACAGCAACAACCAGGGCAACCAAGGACACCAGAGCCCCUACGCUGGGCCAAGCCUGGGUUCGCCUGUCAAACUGCACUCUGAGGUGGUGCCUUCAGAUCGUGACGGUCCUCUGCUGAGGAAACUCCGCAAUAUCCACAGCUUUGAGCUAGAGAGGCGGCUUGGUUUGGAAUCCAAACCCAGUCCAGAACGCUUUGUGGAUGCCUGUUCAGCAAAGCAGCAGCUUGGCACCCAGCACCAAGAGAAGGAGGCUGACGGAGCUGCGAUCAUCCCAGUAACUCAGGGUCAAGCUGUAACCGCCGGGGAGCGUCCAGAUAGGGUCUGGCACUACGAUGAGGAGUUCCUGUCUGGUGGAGGUUCUCCUAAGCCAGCUUCCCCUGGAUCUAUGGAGCAGGGAGAGGGGGCAGCCAGCAGUGGGGGCUUCGUGGCCCUCAAUUUGAGCUCUGGGAGGCAGGACAUUGACUCAAGGGAGUGGGUAAUGGUGGAGCGGCCCAGCGGCUCUCCAGGAGCCAAAGUCACCGCCAGCCCUUCGGAGGAGGAUGAGGAGCCGGAGGUGCUCCAACCAGAGGAUCAGUCUCCUGGAUGGGGAAAAGGCAGCCCAGGGCCUAGCUCUGGAAAAGCUAAGCAAGAAAGCAUGGCUUCUUCCAAGGGAAGUGCAAAAAUGGACAAGUUGGAGCUUAGCGUGGGCCCUGUAGGGGCUCUGCCACCCGUCACUCCAACCAGCCCGGCUGAAGCUCUGGCUGAGGGAGUCCUCACUCAGCUCCCCACCUCUCCUCCGUCUCUGCCCGAGGAGGUCGCGAUCCGGACAUCCAGCCCCAUCCCUCUGCGCUCUCCCAGCCCUCACACCCUCCUGACCACCCUGUCGGACCCGCUGCACCAGCGCCAGCCGCCGGGCCUGAGGCGCAGCCAGUCCGCCGACCAGCAGCAGCAGGAACGCCCCUCCUCUUCCUCCUCCUGCCACGCCUCCCUACCUCUGCCACCAAACCCCGCCCCCGGCACUCGCUCACCCAGUCGCAGGAAACUGCCGGCCAUCCCCGCUGGUGCUGCCAACACCAAGUUUCCCUCAGUCAUUCGCAUCACCCGAGCCCAGCUUCAGCAGUUGACAGCUCAGCGUCCCUCUGGGCUGUCCUCCCAGUCGGGAUCAGACAGUGCUCCGCAGUGUCUCCUGCUGGAGAGGCGUGGCGAAGCUGAAACUGAUGCUCAGCAGAUCCAGGAGCACACAGCGGACAUCAGCUCCCCCCAGGACCACGUGCCCACCCACCCGGGGACCCCAACAGACCCCCUGGCCGAGACGCUGGUCAAUGGAGACAUCCACGCCAAAGCUCAAAGCCCCGUGCCAAGCCGUGUGUCUUCCCCUCGUUCGCCGCGCUCGCCUCCACCGCGCUCGCCAUCCUCUCCACGCUCCCCUCGCUCCCCUCACAGCCCCGUGUUCACCAACGGCCGCCUCUCACCUUCUGUCAACAGCCAAAGGGAUUUAAAUAACGGAGCAUUCGGCAAGCUAAAAGACCCUGAGAAUGAUUCUGCCCCCGCUCCCUGUGCCACAGAGCCUCAGCUAAGGGGGGAGGUGGGUGGAGGAGUGAACCCGGCUCCAGAGCAGCAGACCACCGGCCCGGCCUCUUCCUCCCCCACUGGCCCCCGCAAAGAUCCCAGCCGCAGGCACAGUCGCAUCCCUGUGCUCGAGCCCUCCAGCCUGCUGGAGCUCCCUCCGCCGGGGUCUGCCAAGGAGAAACUCCUGCAGAAGAAAGCCAACCACCAGGGCCCGGUUCCCUCUCCCACUGCCUCGCCGUCCCUCUCUGACAGGCGUGGCCCCAUGGUGGCCUCCCUCGCCAGGGAUCCACUGUCCUCCACCUCCGACCGCUCUCAGGACGAGGACUCUCUGAUGGGUUCCCGCUCGGACCGCCAGGGAGACGACGCUCCGUCUCUGUCCUCCUCCUCCAGCCCUUUGUCCCGCAAGAGCAGGAUCCCUCGUCCUGUUCACUCGGCCUCUUCCGCUGAGCAGCUGGCUUCCCAAUUCCUGCCGCGCCCACCGCCUGGAAAGCCACCUUGUCGCCCCACAGUGGAGGGCAGGCUUAGGCGCUACCGCAUCCGAGCCGGCAGCACCAGUGACUCAGACCUCCUGACAUGCCUUGCUCAGCUGAUGCAUGGUUCCCGCGGCUCCCCCCUCCACCACCGCUCCUCGGCCCAGCACGGCGGCUCCAGGAUGGGCAUCUGCAGCCUGACCAGCUCCCCGCACCACCACCGCAGCUCCAGCGCCUCCCCGCGCAGCUCCUCCUCGCUGCAGCGCUCCGUCAGCUCCUCGCCCUCCCGCCACGAGCACCGGGGCGGCGGGGGAGGGGGCUGCCUGGGCCGCAGCCGCUCGCCUCCCAGCUUCUCCGGCUCGCCGCCUCCCCGCCGCUUCUACCCCCACCACCAGGAGUCCUGCUGCAGCCGCCAGGCGCGCACGGGCCCCUUCCACCUGUCCAGGGGCAAAGGCUGCAGCCGAGAGGGCAAGUGCUCCAGCAAGCUGAGCAGAUAGUCGCCCACCGGGUUAGUGUUGCCACAGCAGAGGAUGGGAAGAUUCCUGUUAUGAUAGGAUAGACGCCAGUCAGGAUAAAAGCCUGAGACAUCCUGUAUAAUCAGAAAAAUAACUUGUUCCUCAUUUAUUUGCUGUUAGUCCGAGCUUUCCACAUGUUACUGCUUCCCGAUGCUCUCUUCAGUCCAUCUACUUGCA